Manduca sexta (tobacco hornworm) is the source of this 3286-nucleotide messenger RNA. RefSeq names its product protein IMPACT-B. The coding region runs from base 192 to 989 and encodes 265 amino acids. The record is from RefSeq and is a predicted model, not a curated record. Gene Ontology annotation, cellular component: cytoplasm. NCBI's taxonomy places the organism in Eukaryota, Metazoa, Arthropoda, Insecta, Lepidoptera, Sphingidae. Gene Ontology annotation, biological process: regulation of translational initiation. The transcript is spliced from 6 exons. Gene Ontology annotation, molecular function: protein binding.
UUUAGCCCAUCUUGCUAGUAAGUCAGUGUCACCGCACUAUUUUUAUAUUGACAGAACUUGUUUUUGUGACAUUUGUGUCAAUUGUUUUCAGUGGAGUAUUUUUAGUAAAUUAAUGAAUUAAAUCGUUUUUGUAUCACUUUACCACGUAUUGAGGCAUAUUUGCCAUUAUCUUUACGCUGCAAUUUACAAAUAUGGAUACCGAUAACGUAGCGAAGCAAGCAGAGGAAGUAGAAGCAUUAAGCUCAAUUUACGGUGAUGAUUGGAUGACUGAAAGCGCAGAAACGAGGUCGUAUAGAAUUAAAAUCGAAGAAAAUAAAAAUGACGUUCUUUUGUAUGUGACCUUACCCGAAAACUACCCUAGCCAGUCGCCACCCAAAUAUGAACUAUCCGCUCCAUGGAUGGACAGAAAGUCCAAGGAGAAACUUCAUGCUGCCUUAGAUGAAGUUUAUCUGGAAAAUAUUGGUGAAAUGGUACUAUUCCAAUGGGUUGAGAAGAUAAGAGAAUAUCUGCAGACAUUCAAACCUGCUGCGGUUGAGAAAAUUGAACCUAAAUCACCUGCCGUGGAGUCUUUGGAUUUAGCCCUGUUGGACAUCAACUGCCCGGACAUCACACAUGGUGAAGUGAUAGCUGACAGGAAAAGCACUUUCCAGGGCCAUGCAGCUGAGGUCCACAGUAUAGAAGAUGUCAACGCAGUCUUAACAAAGCUAAAACAGAACAAAAAGAUACUAAACGCGACACACAACAUGUACGCUUAUCGUAUUGAACGGAAGACGGCUAAAGGCACGAGUAUACUGCAGGAUUGUGACGACGACGGGGAGGCUCACGCUGGGGGAAGGAUGCUGCAUCUUCUACAGAUACUGGACCAGAAGAACACAUUGGUUGUUGUCUCGCGAUGGUACGGUGGCAUCCAACUAGGCCCAGACAGAUUUCGGCACAUAAACAACGCGACAAGACAAGUGAUACAGCAAGCGGGCUUGUUAAAGAAAUGACCAUAUGUGCUAUAACAAAUAAGUGUUCCCUCUAAUUGUUGUUCUAUGUAAAUAAAGUCAUGGAGACUGAUUUUAAUAAAUUUAAACUGUUAUUGUAAAGUGGAUAUACUGUACUAUAAUUCUGACUGCAAAUCUAAAUGAACAUUUUUGAACGAAUUUCUUUCCUAACCGUAUAUAGCAUGAAGUUGCAUACAAUUCGCUAAAUAAAAUGGCGGCUUGACAGUUCUUCAUAUUUAAUCGCUUGGUGUUUUAUUAAUGUACUGCCUAAUAUAAAUUAUUACAAUGCAAAAUAAGGGAUAUGUCAUUCCCAAUAAAGUUCAAUUUCUUUGAUCAAUUUAAUAUUGUGUUAGAGUCAGCAUAAAUUAAUACUUACCAUGGUAGAUAGUGGAAAUUGAAAUCCCAUGACAAUCAAAAAAUUACCUUACGUCUUAUUGUAGACAGUUGAUAUUAGCAUAAAAUUGUAUGGGCUAAUUUGACUAAUUUGAGGUGUUAUAGCUAUUUCAGCUGUAUGUUAAAAACAUAAAGUUGUUUUUACAUUGUAUGAGAACUCUAUUUUUCUUAGCCGCAAAUGACUCCGCCAGCGCUAACCCAAGGCCAAUGAAAUUAUAAAUCUCAACACUUAUCAAUAAGUAAUUGGCAUUUUAUAAAUAGUCCUGCUAUUUACACUUUGAAUAGUUUACAAAACACUUGUCACUUGUCGAUAAAGUUUUUAAAAAAUAUGUAAAUAAAUUAUAAUGUAUGCGGUAUUAAUUAUGUCUUCAAACUCCACUAAGAAAACUAAUAUGGAAGAUUGUUUUUUUUUUAUAGAAACAUGAUGUCUGUAGUGUUAUUAAUUUUUCGAUAUCAGUAAAUACAUAACGUAUUUUGUAUAUUUUUUGUGAAAGUUUUUUUACUCUAGCACUAAUUAUACGACACUAGUCACUUAUAAUUUUUUAUAUGUUAAUAAAUGUUUUUUUCAAUCAAAAAAUAUUACUCAAAAUUAUCUGACUAAAUGAACUAUUACUUUAGGUGGGUAACUACGCGCGAUUUUUGAGCAAAAUAUACAUAGAUAUAUGUAAACACUAUCUAGCAGUAAAAUAUCUAUUUGAAUCAUGAGAAAUGUGUUACCAAUUUUCAAACGUGUAAAUUAAGUUUAGUUUUUUUACUAUGUAGUUUUUAUAAUUGAACUAUAUAACUAUAUAUAUUGAACUAUUAUCUAAAUUGUUAAAGCAUUAAUAAUGUAGGUAGUAAUUGUACGCAAAAAUAUGCAUUAUUAAUAUAAAUAUGCAUAUUUUUUGCCAAUAAGAAAACAUAAGUGGUAUAUCACUUCAAUAUUUCAACUAUUGUUUUAUAUAGAAGUUUGAAAGGACAGGCAUACUUGUCAACUUCUGUCCCCUAACUAUCUUGUAAAUCUGUAAAUCCAGACGAAACAUUUUAAGCUAUAUUACAUUUGAUGUAGAGUUCAAAAUGUCUUAAAAUGGAUGUUAAGUAUAUAGUUGUCUUUGUUGUUAUGCAAUUGUUAGUUUAGAUCCAUUUAAUUAAUUGCUCAAUGUAACAUAUUUUUCUAUGAUAAUUGUUAUUUGAAACUGUAGCUACCCAAAAUAGGUAGGCACCCAGUUAAUUACCUUAUUCCGAAGAUUUAGAUAUCAGAAGGGUAUUUGACUCGCUUCUGUUUUUUACAUAUAUAUCAAAUAUUUACCUCAUAUAAAUUCUAGUACAAAAAGAUUGAUCAAAAUCCGUUAAAAAGUCAUGACCAUUCACGUGCCUUUGAAUUUUGGUAGAAGGGGUAAGUGUCAAGGAAUGAGAAAAGAGGCGCAAUACGCGCACGUGACGUCAUCGGGAAUUACGAUGCGUAUGAAAGAAUGAGACGGAGCGAUAUCCACACUACGCCCAGACUACGGCACAUAACAAUAUUUGAAAUAUGAAUUAUUGCCUCAUUUAUUAAUCAAUUUUAAUGCUGUUAACAAAAGGUUUUCGUUCAUGCUAUUUAUUAUAUUUAGGACAUUGUAUAAAAUCAAUCAUAGCCAAAUAAUUCAUUCAGUGUUUUAACAGAUUAUAAUAUGAAACAUAUUAAAAAAAAAUAAGUGUUUUUGAAACAUCAUUAAACAAUUGACAAGCGUGCAAUAAAUACCACCAUCAGCGUAACUAGACCUUGGUGUAUGAUCCCUUAUAUGUAGUGUCAAACCGAAGAUGGUUAUUUUAUCCGAAGCCGAAGCUUCGGACUUCUUAUCUAUAGUAAUAUGUCUAGUUUUAAGUAAUCUGUCAAUGGAAUGGUGCGUAGAACACAAUGUUAUUUGUAAUAAAACAAGUUAAAAUAA